AUGAUGUAUUUUGCAACGCAGUGUGCGAUGCAACGUAAUACCAGCAUCUCCCCAGGCACCUCUCAUCGUUGGCCGGCAGAAGCGGGUGAAGACGCAGUCACAGCCUAUUCUGUGUCAUGUUGUGGGUUUUGCAAGGAAGAGGCAGCAAAGGGAUGUGGCGGCAGCUUUAGGAGGUCUAGUCCCACCCUAAGGGGACCUAGGAAAGGUGGGAGGCAGGAGUUUUCUAAAUUCCUUGGUGCGGCUGCAAUACAGUUCAGAACAAGAUUGGCGCCUUUGUUGCUAAGGGCCUGGCUGUGCAUCACCUUCCCAUACUCCCCCCCCUUAAAUGCAAAUUUUGAACCGCAGGAAGGGCUCCCAGAAAAGGUAGCUGCCUCCCCUCACUUUCAUCCCUAG
Molecule: messenger RNA, 393 nt
Organism: Podarcis lilfordi (Lilford's wall lizard)
Lineage: Eukaryota; Metazoa; Chordata; Lepidosauria; Squamata; Lacertidae
Source: the annotation of a GenBank genome assembly